Molecule: messenger RNA, 2055 nt
Organism: Sparassis crispa
Lineage: Eukaryota; Fungi; Basidiomycota; Agaricomycetes; Polyporales; Sparassidaceae
Product: Transketolase 1
Exons: 15
Coding region: 1-2055 (684 amino acids)
Biological process (GO): pentose-phosphate shunt
Cellular component (GO): cytosol
Molecular function (GO): transketolase activity
Source: RefSeq, a predicted model, not a curated record
AUGUCCAGCUUCAUUGCGCAGCCUACGGACGAUGCCUGCAUCGCUACCAUCCGCACCCUUGCUGCGGAUGUAGUUGGCAAAGCUAACUCCGGUCACCCAGGGGCUCCUAUGGGCAUGGCUCCUGUUGCGCAUGUCUUGUUCUCCAGAAUUCUCAAUGCCAACCCCAAGCACUCGAAGUGGUAUAACCGAGAUCGAUUUGUUCUCUCGAAUGGUCAUGCCUGCGCGCUGCACUAUAUACUGCUUCAUCUCUUGGGAUACAAGCUGACCAUAGAUGACUUGAAGUCCUUCCGUCAAGUUGACUCAUUAACGCCUGGUCACCCUGAAACUGGUCACACCGAUGGCAUUGAGGUCACUACCGGCCCUCUUGGCCAAGGUUUCGCUAACGCUGUGGGUCUGGGCAUCGCUCAGGCUCACUUGGCCGCCGUUUACAACCGUGAAGGGUUCGACGUGAUCAACAACUAUACCUAUGUAUUCACUGGUGAUGGCUGUCUGAUGGAGGGUGUUGCAAGCGAGGCGGCUAGUCUUGCUGGUCACUUGCAGCUGGGCAACUUGAUUUACAUCUACGAUGACAAUCACAUCUCCAUUGACGGUGAUACUGCCGUUGCGUUCACGGAGGACGUUGAGCAGCGAUUCCUGUCGUACGGUUGGCAAGUUCUGCACGUCGACAACGGCGACAGCGACCUUGAGGCGAUCUACAAGGCCAUUGUCGAGGCUAAGAAGGAGAAGAAUAAGCCCACAAUCAUUCGUCUCAGGACCACCAUCGGUUACGGCUCCAAGCAGCAGGGCACGCACGGCGUUCACGGCUCCCCCCUUAAGGCCGAUGAUAUUGUCGCCUUGAAGACCAAGUUCGGUUUCCCUGCUGACCAGUCGUUCUACGUUCCCAAGGAGACAUAUGACGUCUAUGCGCAGGCGGCGGCGCGUGGCGCGGAAUCCGAGAAGAAAUGGGAGGUGCUCCUCACCGCGUACGGACAGAAAUACCCGAAGGAGCACGCCGAGCUUACUCGCCGUAUCGCGGGCAAGCUCCCCGAGGGCUGGGAGAAGGCUCUACCAGUGUACACUCCGGCUGACCCGGCGCAGGCGUCUCGCAAGUUUUCGGAGCUGGUCCUGACUGCUAUCACUCCCUUGAUUCCCGACAUGAUUGGUGGUUCAGCGGAUCUCACCACCAGUAACCUCACCAGGACGAAGGAGAUGAUUGAUUUCCAGCCGGAGAGCACUGGUCUUGGCAGCUAUAAAGGAACGUACAUCCGUUAUGGUGUGCGUGAACAUGCUAUGGGUGCAAUUGCGAACGGCCUGUCCGCUUAUGGUGGCUUUGUACCGUUCGUCGGUACUUUCUUAAACUUCGUUUCGUAUGCCGCGGGUGCUGUCAGGUUGUCAGCUCUAAGCAAACACCAAGUCAUCUGGGUCGGCACUCACGACUCCAUCGGUCUCGGGGAGGACGGACCCACCCAUCAACCCGUCGAAGUCGCUGCACACUUCCGUGCGAUGCCGAACCUUGAUUUCUGGCGUCCCGCCGACGGUAAUGAGACCUCUGCUGCGUACUACGUUGCGCUCAAGCGUACUCAAACGCCCACGAUCCUCUCACUUUCUCGCCAGAACCUCCCCAACUUGGAGGGCUCGACAAUUGAGCGUGCGGCGAAGGGUGGCUACGUCCUCCAUGAGGAGCAGAACGAGGAUCUCACUAUUGUAAGUACCGGAAGCGAGGUCAGCAUCGUGUUGGAGGCGGCGACCAAGUUGAUAGCGGAUGGCAUCAAAACGAGGGUGGUCAGCCUGCCCUGUUGGUCGAUCUUCGACGCGCAGCCUGAGGAGUACAGGCUGGGCGUCUUGAGGAGCGGCGCGCCAAUCUUGUCUGUUGAGGCCUACUCGACUCUUGGAUGGCAGAAGUACAGCCACGAGCAAUUCGGCCUUUCUGGAUGGGGAGCUUCUGGCCCCUACAAGAAAGUAUACGAGAAGUUUGGCCUCACCGGCCCCAACAUCGCUAUUGUCGCUCACAAGGUGGUCAACUUCUAUAAGAAGAAGGGCGGUGAGGUCGUUUCACCUCUUGUCAGGGCAUUGUAG